AUGGGAGCAACCCCUUUUCACCACUCCAUUCUCGAGGUUCGGCUGUCAAAACAUUUUGACAAGCCAACGGACAUGAGAUACAAUGGAACCCAGGACCCCCAGGAACAUCUAACGGUCUUUAAAGCCAGGAUGAACCUGGAGGGUGCGGGCAACAAGGUGAGAUGUCGCGCUUUUCCCGUGACCCUGGCAGGACCGGCAAUCCGAUGGUUCAACACGCUCCCUCAAGGGUCCGCGACGACUUUCGCGGACAUAACCCGUGGCUUUCUAUCACAAUUUACCACACGCAUUGCCAAAGCCAAGAACCCGAUCAACCUUCUAGGGGUGACCCAAAGAAACGGGAAACCGACCAGGAAGUAUCUUGAUAGGUUCAAUGACGAAUGCCUAGAGAUUGACGGCCUGACCGACUCGGUGGCCAGCCUGUGUCUGACAAAUGGGCUGUUGAAUGAAGACUUCAGAAAACACCUUACUACCAAACCUGUGUGGACCAUGUAG
Molecule: messenger RNA, 492 nt
Organism: Arachis ipaensis
Lineage: Eukaryota; Viridiplantae; Streptophyta; Magnoliopsida; Fabales; Fabaceae
Source: RefSeq, a predicted model, not a curated record